Molecule: messenger RNA, 4284 nt
Organism: Pyricularia oryzae 70-15
Lineage: Eukaryota; Fungi; Ascomycota; Sordariomycetes; Magnaporthales; Pyriculariaceae
Exons: 7
Coding region: 1222-3957 (911 amino acids)
Biological process (GO): regulation of DNA-templated transcription
Molecular function (GO): DNA-binding transcription factor activity, RNA polymerase II-specific; zinc ion binding
Source: RefSeq, a predicted model, not a curated record
GUUUUGUGCUCAGCACAUGGUCUAAAAUACCGGCCUCCCCUCCAAGACCCAGAAGAUCAUGGCAAACAUGGCCGACCCCUCCCGCUCAUAUGCCUCCGAACCCCCAUGUCCAUGUUUCUUGGUCUAAAAUCACUGCGCUGUUCCUGAUGUUGCCUUCGCGUGGCCGCCUGCAUAGGUACCCACCGAGAUUUCGGUUCCAUCGCAGACAGACCAACUUCCUUUCAGACAAGCCUUCUUUCCUUCCACAAACUUCGACACAAUCGCGUCAAUGAGUCUAGCUUGGUUUGAACAACACUACUGGCUUUCGGUCCGCGCACACCUCUCGCCUCCCCAUAGUUUCAAGUUUCGUGUACCUCAUCCCGUCUUACACUGAGCUCGCUGCGCAUUGCUUCCUGGGCGUCCUGGGCGCUUGACGACAAGCCGCGAAGCCGAGCUGGGUCGAACUUCGCAACCUCCGACUCUCCGCACUCGACAUCACUUCUGCAGGUGGCUAGGACUUUGAUGGCCAUCAGCUGGGCCAUAGCUGGGCAGGUUCGUUCCCAAGGGCACAUAUUAUAUGCACCUCACGAACCAAAAAUCCUCAGUAGCAGUGACAUAUUACCCCAGGGAAAAAGGCGUUAUAGGCGGAGAUCAGUCUGGGCCGGAUAGCUACCCACUUGGUUGCUGUCACUGAACACAAAGGCCAGUCUUUGCUGCCGGGCAUCCAGAGAUUCUCCCAGGCCGACGAGGAAUGGGUUGGUCUGACUUGGAGUGACUGCAUUGCGACUAGCCCAUCCUUCCUCUGCCAUCGAUCGAUAAGCCGUCCGUGUAUUGUUUGUGUACGAUUCCUAAUUUCUGGCAUUGGUUUGAGAGGUGAGAAGUGGCAACACAAUUACAGACAAACUUCUGAAGGCCGGUCAAAACCCUUCUUGGAGGCCCAGGAGGUUUUACGCAUAUACCAUCUACCCGACUGGUCCACGUCGAUCUGUACUCACCGGUCACCAGAUCAACCAAUCCCAGCUCUGGUACUUCAAAGUUUCACAAAGAGCGCAUCCUGCCAGUGGGGCUUGUUACGGGAGCCCCUCGAGGUAUCCUGGGACAGAAAGUUUUGCCUGGUCGACUGACGGAGCAGCAUCCGCAACAUCUCUCCAGCGCCUACUCUGACAUCGGCCGCCUCCGCUGGCGUUUUCGUACACCCACAUAUUACCUUACCGCAUCCCACCUCCCCAAAGGUCCGCCAUAAUGAACGUCCAUAGCCCAGGUCUUCCCCGCAACCGUUUGAAAACCGAGAAUAAAAGCAGACGGUGGCGAAAUAACCCAAUUUGCAGGCUGGAUCAAGGGUCGAGGUCAGUCACAGGGACUACAGAGACCAGGCAGGAAUUCAAUCCGCAUCAGCGCGAGCAUUCGUCGGCGUCUCUGUCAGUGUAUCUGUUACCCACAGAAUCAACAAGCCAGGUUGGGUCAGAUUCCCCUACAAUACCUUCCGUCGCCGCAGAGACAGGUCGAGUGCGGUCUUACCCCACUACAAGGGGUCGGUCAGAUCGCGAAGCAUACAACGAAACCAGUCACUAUCUCGGCUACAACACGGACACGCUACGUUUCACGGUGGAAUCUCAGGCCCAGGAGAGUUACAGUCCAAUAUUGGCCAAAGACGGCUUAGUUGAUUCUGCAAACUACACCCAAGUUUAUUCGGAAAAGGGGUCAGAUUUGCUCCCUCAACCUCUCCCGCCGGCUCUACCACAGACACAGCAACACGUCUCUGGGCAGUCUUCCAGCAAGCCUGGCCAACAAGACGAGCAUUUUCCUCACUGGAGCGUGGAGCCAUCGCAGCAUUACUGGAAUUUCGAUUCUCAGCAAGACAUUGCGCAUCCAGCAGCAGAAAGAUUUCUCCAAGCUGAAGUAGCUCCGUUGGUCAAUCCUGUGAACACACAGUCGCUUCUGCUGUCUGGUGAUCAAGUUGGAGGGCAUAGGGACUCGACAUUUGGUGGUUUUUCGGCCGAGAGCCCUACGAUCUCUGGUCAUAAUUCUACACAAUCUCGACAGCCGCCAUAUUCUUCAGGCCAUCCGGAACCUCGCGCUACACUGCCUGCUCCAAGGAGUAUCUUGCCAGCAUUGGAGACAUAUCACUACUCUACCGGUGCCUGUGAUGACCAACCAUCUACUGCUGUGGUAAAUCAGGCUGUGUUCCCCGAGACUGCAAGCUCAGCACCCUAUCAUCAUCCUCUCCAACACGCGGACUAUCGUCAGAGCUCAGCGCACCGGCCCCAAGAACAAUAUUGGUCAUCGUCCUCGAAUACAAUAAUACUCCCUCAUCCUACACGACCAGAGCGGAGAGCUGGUGACUCUUCGCCUAGUAACUUUUCACAUUCGCCCCUCCAUCAGACCCAUCAGACAUCCCAAGCGGCCAUGGGAGGAGGAACAGGCGACCCCUGGGUCGAGGUGCCUGCGUGCUCACAGCCUUAUGAGGAGAGCCAUUAUGCAUCCUCCCGACCAGGUGUUCAAUAUGUAUCCGGAGAUGGCUACCAGGAUGUUUUGCCUUUACCCAUGGAUGAUUUGACAUCCCACAUGAAGCCUAGGUCGGGUAGCAUGCUGAAGCAGCCUUAUGAUCCGACGCCAGGUAGAACUGAAAAGCGCACCAGUAAGAACAAGACUUGUCGAAAACCGUUCGAUCCUUUGAGAAAAAAGGCGACUGCAGAAACGCGCUUGAGGGGUGCAUGUAUUCGGUGCAGAACUCAGAAGCUUCGGUGCGAUCCGCUUUACCCAGAAGAUCCCCUCGGUCCUUGCAUAGAAUGUCACAAGGUUAACACCGCGUCCAAAAAGACAACCCGGUCAGCGGAUUGCCUUCAUCACAAUCUCAGGGAUCUCCAACUUGCUAGACAGGGGAGUCUCAACCUCACCUCACGGUGGUCAGGAACCAAGAUGCACGACGUCGACUGCUUGGCUAGUAGCUCCAUCCGGACUGUAGAGUUCAAGAUAUUCUACACGCACGAUCCCAAUCUUCCCGAGUUCUACCACGUGCCCGUUCAACUCCAAGUACGCAGAUUCAUACCAAAAGACGGCGAUGUGCUGGAUAGGAAGUGGACCUGGGAUGGGUAUGGUAUGGUGACGCGCCUGGCUCCUUUCGCAUUGCACAGCAUCCAUGCAACAGCCACAGCAAUCUCGAGAUAUAUUGAGGAGAAUGCUUUCAUAGCCAUGACGGCUUCUGUUGCCGGCUGCGACCCCAUCAUACGGGAUACGUAUACCAUGGCUAUUCGUCACUGGUACACCUUGGAUUCGGCAAACGAUACGAGGGCAGCGGAGCGCAGAUUCCUGAGCAGGUUGUUCAAGGUGUGGUUUGCCAUGAGACUUUCAACGGGGUCAGCCUAUCUCUCAGGCCAUGAUAAGCUAGACAUGGAACCAGAAUUGCGACCAGGAUAUCCCCUUGGCGACCGGAUUUCCCUUCCGCGGAUGGUGACGGCCCAGAUCGACAGUAUUCUAACAACCAAGAUUAUUCAAGACGAGACAACAAAGCUUAAGAGGGAACUUAGCGAUCUUUUCAAGAGUAACAACCCCCAGUACUGGUUCACACUAUACGUAGCGACCUUUAUCCUGCUGCACGAGAUUUCGGUGGCCACCCAAGAUCGCGGACGCUAUGCCCGACAGAACCAAUUGCCCACUCGUUUCUCCUUGCCGUCUCUAGUAGCUGCUCAGCAUAGAAGCGCGACCUCUCUCCUGGCACACUGGCACUACUUCAAAUCCGGCAGAGACCCUCGCAACACCGAGAUGCAUGACACAGAAAGGACACCCAUGAAGUACCUGACCCAGGAACAGAAGCAUGUCAUCUGGCCGUGGUGGCGGCGGAUGACAGAUCCAGCGAUCAUGCAAGAAAACUGUCCCGACGACCCCCGUGAGCAAGACAGGCGAUUAGAGGACCCCCUUUACUUUGUCUCUCAGAUGUUUAUCGAAGGGUGGUCUGCUAGGGCCGUUUUUCUGGGCUAGAUUUCACCGGCAUCUCGGCAAAGCAGUCAAAUGCGUUGUGCAUAUGGCCUUUGUCACGCCACACGACAGACUGGAAAGGAACGAACACGGUUUCACGAAGUAACGACGAUAGGAUUGUAACAAGAUGAGGAAAACGAUUUAUAAAGUGGCCUUUGUUUUACGACGCGGCUAGGAUUCGUUUCUACGCACUACGUAUAAAAGCUGUUUGGCGAUAUUGUAAUUUUGGAUGUGUUCUCUUUUUCGGUUACCAGGGCAGUAUCUAAAUAUACACGAAGCAAUGCUUGAACUAGCUCUGGUGGUUAUAUAAAAAUCCCAUAUGAUUGACGG